UGUUAUUCAAAGUCUCAUGAUACUCUGUCUAGAACAAAUUUUGCUUUGGGGAUCUGAAACUUGCUCCAAUUUGCUAAAACUGGAGCGCUCAGAUUCUGAUGCAGCUUUGUACAGGGGCGGACUGACAACUCAUGGGGCCCCCGGGCAAUAGGGGAUCACGGGGCUCCUGUGUCCUUGCCCACACCCAAAAAAGCCUACAAAAAAGCCAAGGAAAGGUACUAGGGGCAUCUCAUGGGCCCCCCUACUGACCCCGGGCCCUCGGGCAGUGCCCGAGUUCUCGAUUG
Molecule: messenger RNA, 284 nt
Organism: Staurois parvus
Lineage: Eukaryota; Metazoa; Chordata; Amphibia; Anura; Ranidae
Source: the annotation of a GenBank genome assembly